CCGCGAGAGGCGACGCGACGGGAUAUGAAUAUAUGACACGUCGCCCCUCUUCGUAUUCUGGAAGCGCUUCACACUUGACUUCACUUCUCUUCUCUGCCACACGUCGCGCUUAAAACCCCUUCGCUAGCUCUUCUUCCCUUUUCCGCGCCACGGUCCUCGCCGACCGACACAUGGACCCCACCUUCGCCCCCAACGGCGGCGCCGGCGCCGUCGACGCCACCUCCCCGUCCAGCACCACCGUGACCCUCCCGGCGCUCACCCUCCGCGAGGUUCCUCGCCUCCCGGCGGCGCCCUCGGCGGCGGCGGACAACGGGAUCCCCAACCCCAUCUCCCACCACCCGUACUUCCACCCGCCCGCCACCUUCUACAUCUCCCCCGGGGACGUCUCCCUCCGCCACGCCUUCUUCGACCUCGCCUCCGCCACGCCGGCGCCGCUCGUCGCCUACCGCCGCGCGGGCCCCCGCGGGGAGCUCGCCGUCGACCCCGCCCGCGCGCGCGCCGCGCUCGUCACCUGCGGGGGGCUGUGCCCGGGCCUCAACACGGUCCUGAGGGAACUCGUCGUCGGCCUCCAGGAGCUCUACGGCGUCCGCGACGUCUUCGGCGUCGCCGCGGGGUACCGCGGGUUCUACGGCCCAGACGCCGAUCACGUGCGGCUGGACCCAGCCGCCGUGGACGACUGGCACAAGAAGGGCGGCACCGUGCUCAAGACGACUCGGGGUGGAUUUGAUCUCAACAAGAUCGUUGAUGGCAUCGUCGCACGCGGGUAUACGCAGGUCUAUGCAAUUGGCGGGGAUGGAACAAUGAGAGGAGCUGUGGCCAUCUUCAAAGAGUUUAAACGUCGAGGUUUGAACAUAUCCAUUACAGGGAUCCCAAAAACUGUGGACAAUGAUAUCGGCAUCAUAGACAGGUCAUUUGGGUUCCAAACUGCUGUGGAGAUUGCUCAGCAGGCAAUCAAUGCAGCACAUGUUGAGGCCGUGAGUGCCAUGAAUGGCAUUGGACUCGUCAAACUUAUGGGCAGGAGCACAGGGCACAUUGCUCUUCAUGCCACCCUGAGCAGCCGUGAUGUUGACUGCUGUUUGAUUCCUGAGGUUGAUUUCUACCUUGAAGGCAAGGGAGGCCUGUUUGAGUUCCUGUAUGAAAGGAUAAAGAAGAAGGGACAUGCUGUUGUUGUGGUUGCUGAAGGUGCUGGUCAGGAAUUGAUUCCAAGGACUGAUGAUCAAAAGCGAGAGCAGGAUGAAUCUGGUAACACUGUGUUCCUUGAUGUGGGUCCCUGGUUAAAAUCUGAGCUGGGUAAAUGGUGGAAGAGAGAGCACCCUAGCGAGUUGUUCACUGUGAAAUAUAUCGAUCCCACCUACAUGAUUCGAGCGGUUCCAGCAAAUGCUACUGAUAAUCUAUACUGUACAUUAUUGGCACAUUCUGCAAUCCAUGGGAUCAUGGCUGGGUACACUGGCUUCGUGCCUGGCCCGAUAAAUGGGAACUACAGCUACAUACCUCUGGAAGAUGUUGCUGUGGCGAAGAACCCAGUGGAUGUGAAUGAUCAUAAAUGGGCAUGGGUUAGAUCAGUCACAAACCAACCAGAUUUCCUGGAGCCCAAAUACUAAGAAGACACGGAGUGCAAUGCUGUCCGGACGACUAUAUGAUUUUGUUCUCCCUGGAGCCAUGACAUGUUAAGCUUGAUUGCCUUUGAUCUAGUUUCUUCUCUUGUUAUAUCGACCUCUCAAUAAGAUGUUAGAUAUUCUGAUCUCCUGGCGUGUGGGUCUAUGGACACUUCAAAUCAUGUUAGCAGGUAUUGCUGUAAAUCUGUAGUGUGUUUUUCAUAAAUAAAUGCAGUGCCACGAAGUGCUGUUUUUCAUUGGCA
Messenger RNA from Oryza brachyantha (malo sina), 1858 nucleotides. RefSeq names its product ATP-dependent 6-phosphofructokinase 2. Gene Ontology annotation, molecular function: 6-phosphofructokinase activity; ATP binding. Lineage: Eukaryota; Viridiplantae; Streptophyta; Magnoliopsida; Poales; Poaceae. Gene Ontology annotation, cellular component: cytoplasm. The coding region runs from base 171 to 1601 and encodes 476 amino acids. The transcript is spliced from 2 exons. The record is from RefSeq and is a predicted model, not a curated record. Gene Ontology annotation, biological process: glycolytic process; fructose 6-phosphate metabolic process.